AUGUUUCCACCUCAGAGGUCAGAGGUCACCGCCAAAAACAAGCCGACAAACCAGGAGAGAGGAACCAGGAGAGAGGAACCAGGAGAGAGGAAACAGGAGAGAGGAACCAGGAGGGAGAGGAACCAGGAGAGAGGAACCAGGAGAGAGGAACCAGGAGAGAGGAACCAGGAGGGAGGAAACAGGAGGGAGGAACCAGGAGAGAGGAACCAGGAGAGAGGAACCAGGAGGGAGAGGAACCAGGAGAGAGGAACCAGGAGAGAGGAACCAGGAGAGAGGAACCAGGAGGGAGGAAACAGGAGGGAGGAACCAGGAGAGAGAGGAACCAGGAGAGAGGAACCAGGAGAGAGGAACCAGGAGGGAGUCUUGAGAAAAGGCCUGACAGUGAGCUGCUGAAGGUCCGGCUCACUCCUGGACCACAGAGACAAUUACACAACAAACACACACAGAAAGAACACAACAUGAAAUACACACAAAAACACAGACAAACGACAAAGACGGAAAAAAAUCAGAGUCAGACGACCAGGAAACACCUCCUCUUUAACAGCAAGGAGGAGGAGUCACUGUGAGAUCAAGAUCCCUGAUCCUGAUCCCUGAUCCUGAUCCAGAUCCAGAUCCCGGGUUUCUGUUGGACAGACCUGUCCUCCGUCCUGAAGACAAAAGAAACAGAUUCUCUUUAAAUACGACAGAAAGUGAAAAACUCAAAAAUCAUCGAGAACAGAAAAAGGAGAGAGAGGAGGAGGAGAGAGGAGGAGGAGAGGAGAGGAAGAGAGAGGAGGAGGAGAGAGGAAGAGAGAGGAGGAGGAGAAGGUGGAGGAGGAGGAGGAGAGAGAAGGAGGGAGGAGGAGGAGAGAGGUGGAGGAGAGGAGAGGAAGAGAGAGGAGGAGGAGAAGGUGGAGGAGGAGGAGGAGGAGGAGGAGAGGAAGAGAGAGGAGGAGGAGGAGAGAGGAGGAGGAGAAGGUGGAGGAGAGGAGAGGAAGAGAGAGGAGGAGGAGAAGGUGGAGGAGGAGUGA
Messenger RNA from Xyrichtys novacula (pearly razorfish), 1010 nucleotides. NCBI's taxonomy places the organism in Eukaryota, Metazoa, Chordata, Actinopteri, Labriformes, Labridae. The record is from the annotation of a GenBank genome assembly.